AUGAGCCAUGAGCCCACCAACGCGCCGCCGCACCACGCGACGCCCAGCGGCCCCCAGCCUCCCUCGCCUCCGCCCCGCGAAGAGGCCCGCGAUGCGGACGGGUCGCUGAAAUACCACCUGCUCGGCCCGUCGCUGCAGAAAAGCGGUCAGGACGGCGUCGCAGAAAUUAUCUACAAUGCCUCCAAGGGCUCCAAGUUCUUCAACAACGAGUCUGUGAAGGACCGGGUCCUAACCGAGAAGAUCGACCGCAUCCUCGCCCGCAAGCGUCAGCUCGAGCGGACUGAUCUCUCGCAUGAUCUCCGUCGUGCCGACGCCGUUGUCGCCGAGCUCGAGCUUGGCCGCGAUCUUUCGCAAUCCAUCGUGCAUCUAGACUGCGACGCCUUCUAUGCCGCCGUCGAGGAGCUAAACCGGCCGGAGCUGAAAGAUGUUCCGUUCGCCGUGGGGAAGGGGGUCUUGACCACAUGCAAUUACCACGCCCGCAAGUUCGGCUGCAGGAGCGGCAUGGCUGGCUUCGUCGCCAUGAAGCUGUGUCCGCAGCUAAUCUGCCUACCGCUAAACUUCGACAAGUAUUCCGCAAAGGCUCGGGAGGUGCGCGCCGUGAUAGAGCAGUACGAUCCGCGCUUCGAAAGCGCUAGCAUCGACGAGGCCUACUUGAAUAUCACCGCGUACUGUGAGGAACACCAAAUGGACCCUGAGGACGUUGUGCAACAGAUGCGCGCCGAAGUGCAUGAGAAGACCAAGAUCACUGUGAGUGCAGGCAUCGCCGCGAAUGCCAAGCUAGCCAAGAUCUGCUCCAACAAGAACAAGCCUAAUGGCCAGUUCCGUCUGGCUAAUGAUCGAGCUACUAUCAUGGCCUUCAUGAAGGACUUGCCCACGAGAAAGGUCAACGGCAUCGGGCGCGUCUUUGAGCGAGAGCUCGACGCUAUCGGUGUCAAGACCUGUGGUGAUAUCUACGAGCACCGCGCAUACUUGCCCAAGCUAUUCGGUGAGAAGGCCUUCCAUUUCCUGAUGCAAUGCUACUUAGGCCUGGGGCGCACCAAGAUCCAGCCCGCCGAGGAAUAUGAGCGCAAGAGUGUCGGCACGGAGAGCACGUUCCGCGACAUGUCAGACAAGGAUGAAUUGCGCGCCAAGCUCUGGCACACAGCUGAAGAGCUUGAAAAGGACCUCGAGAGGACACAGUUCAAGGGCAAAACACUUGUCUUGAAGGUGAAGCUGCACACCUAUGAGGUCUUGACCCGACAGACUGCACCGCCUUUCGCUGUGUAUCGCAAGGAAGAUUUGUACAAGUAUGCGUUACCGAUGUUGGCAAAGCUUGAGAAGGAGAUACCCGGAAUGACGCUACGGCUGAUGGGCUUGAGGGUUACUCACAUUAUCAGCAUGAAGAAAGGGCCAAUCGACUUCUUUGGUCUGAACAAGCGUACUACCGCAGAGUCCAGCACUAGCCAACAGCAAUCAACUAGUCUGGAGAACGCCAAAACUGGAGACGAAGGGGAGUGGGAGGUGUGGCCUGAGGAGGAAUUCGAAGAGGCAGCACGACAAGAGCGUGAAGCAGAUUUUGUAGAGACGUUACGGCUCAGCCAGCAAGAAGAUCAGAGCAGGCAAAGACAACCGGGAGAGGAGAACCAGGACCAGUCUUUGGAUCAACCAAUGGAAACUCAUUGGGACUGUCCCAUCUGCCUCCGUCCUCAACCAGCAAACGAUCGUGCCUUCAAUGACCACAUCGACUUCUGCCUAUCGAAAGACGCCAUCAAGGAGACGGUAAAGGAAGUCAACGAGUCCGGUACACCGCCACCACAACCUCAGUCAGACACGGAGCCGGCCAAGCCCAAGGAUGCGUUCGGAUUGAUGGGAAUGAAGGCUGGCUCGGCAACCAAUGGUAAGAAGAAAAGAGGAAGACCGCGAAGCGACGGAGUUGGUUCCGGCCAGGGCCAGAAAGAUUCGAGGAAGAGACCUUUCUUUGGGUGA
This is a messenger RNA of Lasiodiplodia theobromae, 1965 nucleotides long. RefSeq names its product DNA-directed RNA polymerase. Gene Ontology annotation, biological process: error-prone translesion synthesis. NCBI's taxonomy places the organism in Eukaryota, Fungi, Ascomycota, Dothideomycetes, Botryosphaeriales, Botryosphaeriaceae. Bases 1 to 1965 code for a protein of 654 amino acids. The transcript has 2 exons. Gene Ontology annotation, molecular function: damaged DNA binding; DNA-directed DNA polymerase activity. The record is from RefSeq and is a predicted model, not a curated record. Gene Ontology annotation, cellular component: nucleus.